Molecule: messenger RNA, 2935 nt
Organism: Cimex lectularius (bed bug)
Lineage: Eukaryota; Metazoa; Arthropoda; Insecta; Hemiptera; Cimicidae
Gene: Top3beta
Product: DNA topoisomerase 3-beta-1
Exons: 1
Coding region: 295-2850 (851 amino acids)
Biological process (GO): DNA topological change
Cellular component (GO): nucleus
Molecular function (GO): DNA topoisomerase type I (single strand cut, ATP-independent) activity; DNA binding
Source: RefSeq, a predicted model, not a curated record
AGUAUUUGCAUUAUUUUAAAGGUAGUUUAGCUGAUUGAAUUCGAGUACUGACCUUGUUGGGGCUGAAGAGGUCAUGUCGAUUGUCGAUGCCGACUGAAGUUCGAUAUCUAGCCGAAGGAUUACAAGUUAUAACUUUAUAACAGGAUUUUAAGGAUGUAGAUUGUAGAGUAAACAAUUGAUCGUUUAGGUUGGUUAGCGUUUGAAUGACCGGUUUCAAUGUCUUUGUGAUAGUGGACUUUUUCAUAUUUCCUUUGUAAAUGUUUUGGUUUUGAACGUUGUCGCAUAUUCGAGAAGAUGAAAAAAGUGUUGAUGGUUGCGGAAAAGCCGUCGCUGGCGGAUUCGAUCGCGAACAUCCUCAGCCACGGGAAGAGCUGCCCGAGGAAGAGCAACUUCAACGGCACCAAAGUCCACGAAUGGACUGGGACUUUCAGGAACGAGACUGUCGUCUUUCACAUGACCUCCGUCGCCGGGCACGUUAUGACAUUAGACUUCACCGGCAAGUACAACAAUUGGGACAGGGUGGAACCUGUGGAGCUGUUCUCCUGCACGACGGAAAAGAAGGAGGCGAUGGCUAAGUUGAAAAUCCCAGCUUUCCUCGCUCACGAGGCGAAAGGUUGCGACCAUUUGGUUCUCUGGUUGGACUGCGACAAAGAAGGUGAAAAUAUCUGCUUCGAAGUGAUCCACGCAGUAGAGAAGUCGCUCAAGAGGCCGUACACGGCUCACAAUGAUGUCGUAUUCAGAGCACAUUUCUCAGCCAUUACGGAGAAGGAGCUGUUCAACGCUAUGGCCAAUCUGGGAAAGCCGAAUGAAAACGAGGCGAAAUCUGUGGAUGCGAGGCAAGAACUCGACCUGCGGAUCGGCUGUGCUUUCACACGUUUCCAGACAAAGUUUUUUCAAGGAAAGUAUGCAGAUCUGGACUCUUCAUUCAUAUCUUAUGGUCCUUGCCAGACGCCGACUUUGGGUUUUUGUGUCAGGCGCCAUGAUGAAAUACAGACCUUCAAACCAGAGCCCUACUGGGUUUUAGAAGCUAAGAUUCAGACAAGCGAUGGUCGAGAAGUCAAUCUCAGCUGGGAGAGGGUGAGAUGUUUUGAAAAAGAAAUAGCGCAGAUGUUCCUUUAUGGAGUCAAAGAAUUCCCAACAGGCGUUGUAAUUAGUGUAGUGAGCAAUACCCAUUUCAAAGGCAGGCCUCAAGCGCUAAAUACAUUCGAGCUCAUGAAAGUCGGCAGUUCCAGACUUGGAAUGGGGCCACACUACGUCAUGCAGAUUGCAGAGAAGUUAUAUAUCGAAGGGUAUAUAAGUUAUCCCAGAACUGAAACUACGCAUUACCCUGAGAGUUUUGACCUUCACGGUACACUGAGCCAACUUCAGAAUUCUGCCGAUUGGGGAAUGGAAAUCAAACAACUGAUGAAAGAGGGAAUAAACAAACCGAAGAAAGGACAUGACGCUGGCGAUCACCCUCCUAUCACUCCCAUGAAACUCGCUCAAAAAAAAGAUCUUGAUAACGAUUGCUGGAAAAUAUACGACUUCAUCGCACGACACUUCAUUGCAACUGUUUCCAAAGAUUGUGAAUACAUAACGACUACUGUUAAAAUAAGUAUUGGGACUGAGGUCUUUUUCACUAGUGGGAAAACUCUCGUUUCACCGGGUUAUACCACUGUCAUGUUCUGGCAGGCAUUGUCUAAAAAUGAAAUCGCACCUGAGUUUCAGAAAGGCGAAGAGGUGACCGUGCUGGAUGUUAAAAUGGUCGAUUGUCAAACAUGCCCUCCAGACUAUUUGACAGAAUCGGAACUGAUCUCGUUAAUGGAGAAGCAUGGGAUUGGCACAGAUGCCUCAAUUCCAGUUCACAUAAAUAACAUUGGUUUAAGGAAUUUUGUUAGAGUCGAACAAGGAAGAAGAUUGAUUCCUACGACUCUUGGGAUUGUUCUGGUGCAUGGUUAUCAAAAAAUUGACCCAGAGCUUGUUCUUCCUACAAUGCGAUCUGCAGUUGAAAAGCAGUUAAAUUUGAUCGCACAAGGCCUUGCAGAUUACCAUUCGGUCUUGCUUCAUACUGUAAACAUUUUUAAAAUGAAAUUUGUCUACUUUGUUAAAAAUAUCGAAGGAAUGGAUCAGUUGUUUGAAGUAAGAUUUUCUACAUUGGCAAAUGCUGGAAAACCGCACUCGAGAUGUGGAAAGUGUCGGAGAUUUUUAAAAUAUAUUCAGGCCAAACCUUCUAGGCUAUAUUGCCCCCACUGCGAUGAGACGUACAAUUUACCGCAGAAUGGUAUGAUAAGGACUUAUAAAGAAUUGAAGUGCCCUCUUGACGAUUUUGAACUUGUUUAUUGGUUAAUGGGCUCAAAGGGUAAAAGUUUUCCUCUGUGUCCUUACUGUUACAACAAUCCACCAUUUGAAGACAUGAAAAAAGGCUCAGGAUGCAAUUCUUGCCAGCACCCGUCUUGUGUCCAUUCUCUCCUUAAUAAUGGGAUCUCGUCUUGCCAAGAAUGUGACGGCACUUUGGUGCUCGAUCCAUCAUCAGCUCCAAAGUGGAAAAUGGGCUGCAACAAAUGUGAUGUUAUAUAUUAUCUGUUUGAAGAUGCCACAAAAGUCUCUGUAGGGAAAGACGUAUGCAGCUGUGGGGCACAGACCGUUUCGAUCGAGUACAAAAAAGAGAAGACAAAACUGCCGAACAAGGCGACUGAGCUGACCGGUUGUAUUUUCUGCUGCACAGAAUUAUCUUCUCUCGUUGAGAAGCAAUGGGCCGUUGCGUGUCGACCAGCUAUUUCCAAGCCUAGAGGGCGAGGUAGAGGGAAGGCCAAAGGGAAACCAAGACAGCCAAAAGAUAAAAUGGCUCAUCUUGAUUUGUAUUUCGUCUAAUGAUCUUUUUCUCUUUUAAGAAAAGAAAGCUAGUCACAAUAUUGUUUUGGGUUUGUUUUCUAUAUGCAAAUUGUUUGUUGUAGUU